Myotis lucifugus (little brown bat) is the source of this 1156-nucleotide messenger RNA. RefSeq names its product zinc finger protein 587B-like. NCBI's taxonomy places the organism in Eukaryota, Metazoa, Chordata, Mammalia, Chiroptera, Vespertilionidae. Gene Ontology annotation, biological process: regulation of DNA-templated transcription. The record is from RefSeq and is a predicted model, not a curated record. The coding region runs from base 46 to 1008 and encodes 320 amino acids. The transcript has 3 exons.
AGACGCGGCCCGGACGGUGCUGGAGGCGGAGGAUCCCGGAGCCGAAUGGAGCUCCCGCCUCCCUCCCGCGUGGAGCCCCCAGAAUGUGGGGGUGCGCGCUGGGGGCGCGGGAGUUUCCGGUUCCUGGCCGGCGUGACCUUGGAGGAUGUGGCCGUGCAUUUCUCCCGGGAGGAAUGGAGGCUGGUGGACGAGGCUCAGAGACGCCUGUAUCUGCAUGUAAUGCUGGAGAAUUUUGCACUUGUGUCCUCUCUGGGUUGCUGCUGUGGAGCCGACGAUGUGGAAGCACCCGGCGAACAGAGGGUUUCUGUGGGAAUCUCACGGGGGAAGAAUCCUCAGACAGCCUCGUCUUCCCAGAAGAGACACCCCUGCGAGAGUUGCGGGCCAGUCUUGAGGGACAUUUUCCACUUGGUCGAGCAUCAGGGGACACAGCACAGCCAGAAACUGCUGAGGUGUGGGGCGUGCGCAAAACGAUUUUAUUUCAGUGUAAACGGUCACCAGCUUAAGGAGCAGCACAUGGGAGGGGAGCCCUUCAGACGUCGUGCGGACAAGGCCUCAUUCGUGAAGAGCGACAGCACCCACCUGUCAGGGAAGACCUUGGCCUCUGAGCAGAAUGAGAGGGACUUCCUGCCCAGCUUGGGACAUCGGCAGCCACCGCUCCCUCAUAAAGCGAAGGAGCCGAAGGAGGGCCCCAGUGGGAAGCACCUUCUCAGAGCAGAACAAGCCUUCACCACCCAGGGAAAUGCAAAAAGGCCUUUAACCCCAAACGCCUGCUUGUUCAGGACCAAGAUGUCUAUAUUGCAAGAAAAUGUUUUGUGUGCAGUGAAUGUGGAAAAAUAUUCAGGUACAAAGCCUCAUUUGUUACUCACUGCAGAGUCCACACUGAAAAAAGUAUUUAUGUGUGUGACAAAGGUGGGAAAACCUUUAGGGGACGCUCAACCCUCAGUCAGCAUCGAAAAAUUGAUACAGGUCCAAGGCAGUACACGUGCAGCAAAUGUGGAAAAUCCUUAAGCUACAAACCUGUCCUCAUUAAUACCCAGGAACAACACAGUGGCGAAAACAGUUAUGUGUGUGGUGAAUGUUUGCAACCGUUUAGUCAUAGUUCAGUGUCCAUUGAAUAUCAGAAAGUUCAAACACAAGAAAAACCGUAUAAGUGUAA